AACUGGAGGGAGUUCUGCGCAGUUUUAUUGCGCGUACCCGGAAAUAAACACACUGACCACGUGGGUUUGGGAAGUAUUCGUGGUCCCGCCGUGCAGAAGAUUUAACACAGACGAGAAUAUUAUCUAGGUUCAGGUGGGGUCAUGAAGGGUCGCAGUCAUCGAGCUGGACGAGCUGCGAGGAAGAGGAGGCAGAAAUGUGAAAGCACUGUCCAGUCAGUCUCUCUGUGUCACCAGCUGCAGUAUGUGAGGCUGAUGAAGUUUCUACACCGACGAGGAUUCACCUCAACUCUCCUGCAGCCAGCCCUCUUUACUGACACAGGCAGAGGACUGCAGACUCUUAAAACUAUAAAGCCUGGCCAGCUGGUAAUUUCUCUGCCAGAGUCCUGUCUCCUCACAACCUCAACUGUUCUGAACAGCUACCUAGGACAGUAUAUCAAGAGCUGGAAAUGCCGCCUCUCUCCCCUGUUGGUGCUCUGUGUGUUCCUGGUGUGUGAGCGGGACCGAGGAGAGACCUCCGACUGGUUCCCCUACAUCAACGUGCUGCCCGCCACUUACACCUGCCCUGCCUAUUUCACAGACGAUGUCAUGGCUGUUCUGCCUACCAGCGUGCGGAGGCGGGCCUUAGAACAGAGGGUGGCGGUACGGGAAAUCCAUUCCUCCAAUCAGGACUUUUUGAGGUCCCUGCAGCCGAUCCUGAGUCAGCCUGUGGAGGACGUCUUAACAUAUGAGGCUUUGAGGUGGGCGUGGUGUAGUGUCAACACACGCUCUGUCUUCAUGUCGCACCCACCCAACAGCUUCUUGUCUGGACAGGAUGUGUAUGCAUUGGCUCCUUUCCUGGACCUGCUUAACCACCAGCCUGAUGUGCAGGUAAAAGCAAGUUUCAAUGAUGUGACGAGAUGUUAUGAAAUCAGGAGCGUUUCCGGGACACUGCGCUACCAGCAGGCCUUCAUAAACUACGGUUCCCAUGAUAACCAGCGCCUGUUGUUAGAAUACGGCUUUGUUGCCCCUGGCAACCCCCACAGUGUGGUCUAUGUUGAUGCAGAUAUCCUUUGUGAUGUUUUAAGAGGCGACAGGAGUUUGGUUCAAAAAAUGAAGUUCCUCAAAGAGAACAGUCUCCUUCAUAAUCUCACUGUAUCCGGUGAAGGCCCCAGUUGGAGGCUCAUGACGGCUCUUAGACUGUUGUCCAUGCCACAAACACUGUAUCACCAGUGGAAGGCAGUGUUGCUUGGCCAGGCGGUGUGCGAAGAGAGGGAGGAGUGGAGCGUUCACACAGCUAAGACUCUCUGUCAGCGACUGCUACAAGACACACACACAGCCCUGGAUAAGAUCUCCAACCUCCUGCAGCAGUGUGACCAGUCAGUCAGGGAACAGCUGGACGUGGUGAGGUCACUGCGACAAGAGGAGAAGUGCAUCCUGGGACGCUGUCUCGAGGUGCUGCAAGGCAUGAUGAGACAACCAAACAAACUGUUGUCAUGCCAACCUGAUGUUGAUGCUGUAAGCUGACAUCUGAUUGGUGCUCUGGCCUGCCAGUUACUACAAGAAGCAAGGUUAUGGACAGUCUCCAUGUUCUUUUUCUGCAUGCUGACCAGCAUGGUGGACAAAGGCAGCAGGAUUGCCUGAUGUGCUGUAACCAGGCUUGAUUCCAGGUAUGCUGAAAUAGCAUUUGCCCUGUUACAAUGACCCUAAGCAAGAUAGUGAGGCUCUUAUUACCACCAUCAUAUUGAGCCAGAUAAAGGUCACAGAUACAGUUCACUGAAGUAACUCUUGUACCCUUCUGGACUCAUGAGACAGAAUUGUGAGGAAACAGGGAAAAGAGGAAAACAACAGAGGCAGAUCUAUCCAAAAGGAUAGAUCUGCCUCUUAAAUAGAGAGAUUUUCAGCUCACAGCCAUGUUGCUUUAUUUAUUUAUUUUCUGAUUAAAUGGCACCAUACAGUGUUAAUAAAAAAAGAUUUUCUUAUGACA
This is a messenger RNA of Lates calcarifer (barramundi perch), 1963 nucleotides long. RefSeq names its product SET domain containing 4 (gene setd4). Gene Ontology annotation, biological process: peptidyl-lysine dimethylation; peptidyl-lysine trimethylation; positive regulation of transcription by RNA polymerase II. The transcript is spliced from 13 exons. The coding region runs from base 142 to 1503 and encodes 453 amino acids. Lineage: Eukaryota; Metazoa; Chordata; Actinopteri; Centropomidae. Gene Ontology annotation, molecular function: transcription coactivator activity; histone H3K36 methyltransferase activity; histone H3K4 methyltransferase activity. The record is from RefSeq and is a predicted model, not a curated record.